Messenger RNA from Cryptomeria japonica (Japanese cedar), 738 nucleotides. RefSeq lists its product as uncharacterized. Lineage: Eukaryota; Viridiplantae; Streptophyta; Pinopsida; Cupressales; Cupressaceae. The record is from RefSeq and is a predicted model, not a curated record. Bases 213 to 527 code for a protein of 104 amino acids. The transcript has a single exon.
CCAACCCUCACAACGUGGCCAAAUGAGCUCCGCCAUAUUCAUCAUCACACGGUCGUCUCUGGCGGCCGGUAACACCACACAUUCAACAAAUCUGUAUAAUAUCUAAACGAUCUGAUCUCCAUCCAUAUCAGAACUCGUUCCCUAUUCCAGCAAGACCUCACCAUAAAACAGAGCAGAACAGUGGAAGCAGAUUCUUAAACAGUAAGAGUAACAUGGCUCCAGGUGUAAUGGCGGCGUCACAGGUGGCCUCAGGAAUCGGGAUGAUUGUUGGAGCUUGGGUUUUCAAAGCCCUAUGGGAGAAUGAUCAGCCCAAGUCAUUUGUAAGGGGAGGGGCGGCCCCCAGAUGCGCUACCUGUAAUGGGUCCAAGAGGGUUCCCUGCAUCUGCAAGCGCUGGUCUGAUGGAGAUCAAGGUUGCUCUACAUGUGACCGCACGGGUAUGAGGACCUGUUCCAGUUGCGGCGGCUCUGGAACCGGGCGCCCUCUUCCCGUUAAGCUUCGUAUCUCUAAUGGACAGAACAAGCUUUAGUUGGAAGUCUGGUUCUUUGAUUUGCUUUUAUAUGUAUAAUAUGUAAAAUACAAUCCGCUGUAAUAUGGGAUCUCCACAGGUUGGUUUUGAUCCAAAGAGCAAGGAAUUGUAGGUGGAUGCAUUACUCAAUGCUAAGAUACUUAUUUCAUUUAAUUUUUCAUUCAAUUGCGGCAGGGUUUCCCCAAAUUUUGCCCUUUUGUUAUUUGCCUAA